UUUAUGUUUGUUGGAGGCGUGAUAUUAAACACGCGUCAAGCAGUGUCGGACCCUAUAUAAACCCCACCGCCAAUCUCUUCCUUCUUCGUCUGUUCUGCGUUCACCUUUGCUCAGUUUCGUAGUAAAAUCAAAGUUCCGCUUCCCUCCGCAGAGACUGGACGAUCUCGCGAGCCAUGAAUGCUAGACGAGACAAUCGUAACAAUAGAGUUUCCCUUUUUGAUGGUAUUGAGGAGGGUGGCAUCAGAGCAUCAUCUGUUUACUCCUCUUCUCAUGAAAUUGAUGAACAUGAUAAUGAGCAGGCAUUGGAUGGAUUGCAAGAUAGAGUCAAUCUGCUGAAAAGAUUAUCAGGUGAUAUAAAUGAGGAGGUGGAUAGCCAUAACCGCAUGCUGGAUCGAAUGGGGAAUGAUAUGGAUUCAUCAAGAGGGGUCCUUUCGGGCACUAUGGACAAAUUUAAAAUGGUAUUCGAGACCAAAUCCAACCAGAGAAUGUUCACGCUUGUAGCAUCCUUUGUUGUGCUCUUUCUUAUAAUAUACUACCUCACUAGGUUUGAUGUUUUAAACAGGUAUUGAAUCCAACGAGUAAUGUCCAUAUCCGAUUUGCGGUAUAUUUUCCCUUUCCUGUUGAUUUAGGAUACUCCUGUUUAACCAUAUGGAAAAUGAAAAGGAAAGUGUAUUUGACGUUUAACAUUUUCAUC
Glycine soja is the source of this 694-nucleotide messenger RNA. Its product is annotated as bet1-like SNARE 1-1. NCBI's taxonomy places the organism in Eukaryota, Viridiplantae, Streptophyta, Magnoliopsida, Fabales, Fabaceae. The record is from RefSeq and is a predicted model, not a curated record. Bases 174 to 569 code for a protein of 131 amino acids. The transcript is spliced from 7 exons.